Paralichthys olivaceus (Japanese flounder) is the source of this 6298-nucleotide messenger RNA. RefSeq names its product golgi brefeldin A resistant guanine nucleotide exchange factor 1 (gene gbf1). Gene Ontology annotation, molecular function: guanyl-nucleotide exchange factor activity. Gene Ontology annotation, biological process: regulation of ARF protein signal transduction. NCBI's taxonomy places the organism in Eukaryota, Metazoa, Chordata, Actinopteri, Pleuronectiformes, Paralichthyidae. The record is from RefSeq and is a predicted model, not a curated record.
CUAGGUUGAGAGCGCAGAGUUUUUCCACGUCAGUGUGUUUACCAGACUGACAGCCGCAGGAAGCCGCUGCAUGCAUUCACCUGUGGGCCCUUUUCCUCUGAAGACUGAGCCAAGACGCGGGGUUUGGAAGUAUUGUGCUACCAAGCAGUGGAAUGUCGGAAGCGUUCAUUCUGUCUGUUUGUCGUAGUGAACUGAACUUUGCUCAUCUUCAUUCACUGUUGGCCGACUAGCCUGCGAGCUGGCCGAGCUAGGCUAGCAUUAGCUACAGCAGGACUCCGUCUUUGAAAAAGCAGCCACACGCAGAAAAGAAGCAUGGUGGACAAGAAUAUCUACAUCAUCCAGGGAGAAAUCGGCACUGUUGUUGGAGCUAUCAAGAGGAACUCCAGAUGGAAUACUCAUACUCCUCUGGAUGAAGAACAGGACCCAUUACUCAACAGCUUUGGACACCUCAAAGAAAUCCUCAACAGCAUUACAGAGCUGUGUGAUAUUGAACCCAACAUUUUCCUGAGGCCUUUCCUGGAAGUCGUCCGCUCUGAGGACACCACAGGACCAAUCACAGGCCUUGCCCUUACCUCUGUCAACAAGUUCCUUUCCUAUGGCCUCAUCGAUGCGAACCAUGAAGCAGCAGCAGAGGCCAUUGAAAACAUGGCAGACGCCGUCACACAUGCUAGAUUUGUGGGAACAGACCCUGCCAGUGAUGAAGUCGUCCUCAUGAAAAUUCUACAGGUCCUGAGGACUCUGCUGCUGACGCCGGUGGGAGCCCACCUGACCAAUGAGUCUGUUUGUGAGAUCAUGCAGUCCUGCUUUAGGAUUUGCUUUGAGAUGCGCCUUAGUGACCUUCUCAGGAAAUCAGCUGAACAUACACUGGUUGACAUGGUGCAGCUACUUUUCUCCAGACUCCCACAGUUCAAAGAGGAGGCCAAGAGUUAUGUUGGUGCCAACAUGAAGAAGUUGAAGAUGCGUGCCGGUGGAAUGAGUGAAUCGUCCAAAUGGAAGAAGCAGAAACGCUCGCCGAGGCAGCCUCGACACAUGGUCCGAAGUCCCUCUGGUCAGAUGGACCCAGCCCAGUCCAGCACCCUCAGUAACAACAACCUUUCAGGUGGCGUCCCGUUCAUUGAGCAGGGCUUGUCUGCCUCUAGCUUACCAGCCUCAGACAGUGCUGGCUCAUCCAUUUCAAGCCCUACAACCACAGACAGUGGCCUGGACACCUGUUCCAAAGCCACCUCCAGAGAAGACCUUUCCGACCUGGAACAGUGCAGCUCGUCUGCAAACAACCUGGCUUGCGCCCUCCCUGGGACUGAGCCCAGCUCUCCAGAUGCACACUCUGAGGGCAGUCAAGUUGAACCAGCUCAGUCAGCCUCAGUGGAGUCUAUCCCUGAGGUUCUGGAGGACAAAGACUCCACUACAGAGCAGUCGGACAGUACCUCUGUCCAUGAUAUGGACUAUGUCAACCCCAGAGGAGUCCGUUUCACACAGUCCACACAAAAAGAUGGAGCAUCCCUCAUCCCUUAUGGCCUCCCAUGUCUAAGGGAGCUUUUUCGCUUCCUGAUCUCACUGACCAACCCCCAUGAUCGCCACAACACUGAUGCAAUGAUGCACAUGGGCCUGCAGCUGCUGACUGUAGCACUUGAGUCAGCAGACAUUGCUAACUACCAGUCGUUACUAGGACUAGUCAAAGAUGAGCUCUGCAGACAUCUCUUCCAGUUGCUGAGUGCUGACCGUAUUAACCUGUACACUUCCUCCAUACGAGUUUGCUUUUUGCUUUUCGAAAGCAUGAGAUUACAUCUCAAGUUUCAGCUCGAGAUGUACCUAAAGAAAAUGAUGGACAUCAUCACAUCAGAGAACGUUAAGAUGCCAUAUGAGAUGAAGGAGAUGGCUCUGGAGGCUCUGGUGCAGUUAUGGAGGAUCCCCAGCUUUGUCACCGAGCUGUACAUUAACUAUGACUGUGACUUUUAUUGCUCCAAUCUGUUUGAAGACCUCACUAAACUGCUGUCCAAGAAUGCGUUCCCAGUGUCAGGGCAGCUUUACACAACGCACCUCCUGUCGCUGGAGGCUCUCCUCACAGUGAUUGACAGCACUGAGGCUAACUGUCAGGCCAAAGUGCUCAACAACACUGCUCAACAAGAGCAGUCAGAAACACUGCUGGCAGAGGGAGAAGGUUCAAGCAAAAGUGGACCAGACACUACAGCUGAUCUUACCAAUGGUUUGAGUUUUCAACAAGCUCAGAGUGCACCAGUAUGUCCACCAACCAGUGGUCAUCUGAUGGCAGAGACGAUGAAACUGGGCAGACAGGACCAAGGAGACAAUGAUGCCGCAGCUGAGAAGAGAGCACCGAAGAAGCCUCAGCGUUUCUCAUCAUGUUUACCCGAUUCCCAAGAAUUGAUGGAAAUUAGAACAAAGAAAAAGCUGCUGAUCACAGGCACAGAGCAGUUUAACCAGAAGCCUAAGAAGGGAAUCCAGUUCCUGCAGGAGAAAGGCCUCCUCAGUAGCCCCAUGGACAACAACCAGGUGGCGCAGUGGCUCAGAGAAAACCCCCGGCUGGACAAAAAGAUGAUUGGAGAGUUCAUCAGUGACCGCAAGAACAUGGACCUCCUGGACAGCUUUGUGAACACGUUCACCUUCCAGGGACUUCGUAUCGAUGAGGCCCUGCGUCUCUACCUGGAGGCCUUUAGAUUACCUGGAGAGGCUCCGGUCAUCCAGAGACUCCUGGAAACCUUCACAGACAACUGGCAUAAAGUGAACGGAUCUCCGUUCAUGACCAACGAUGCAGGCUUUGCCUUGGCCUAUGCUGUCAUAAUGUUGAACACUGACCAGCAUAAUCACAAUGUCCGCAAGCAGAACAUCCCCAUGACUGUAGAGCAAUUCAAGAAAAAUCUUAAGGGAGUAAAUGGAAACAAAGACUUUGACCAGGACAUGUUGGAGGACAUCUACAACGCUAUCAAGAAUGAUGAGAUUGUGAUGCCAGAUGAACAGACAGGUUUAGUGAAGGAGAACUACGUAUGGAGCGUGUUGCUACACCGGGGUGCCACACCUGAGGGGGUUUUCCUCCUCCUGCCACCUGGCAGCUACGACCAUGACUUGUUCACCAUGACCUGGGGUCCCACCAUUGCUGCCCUCUCCUACGUCUUUGACAAGAGCUUGGACGACAACAUCAUCCAGAAGGCCAUCACUGGCUUCAGGAAAUGUGCAAUGAUCGCUGCUCACUAUGGCUUCAGUGAUGUUUUUGACAAUUUGAUCAUCUCCCUUUGCAAGUUCACCACUCUGAGCAAUGAGUCUGUGGAAAACCUCCCGACAGUGUUUGGCAGCAACAGUAAGGCGCAGACAGCAGCCAAGACCGUGUUUGACCUCGCCCAUCGGCACGGCAACAUCCUGAGGGAGGGUUGGAAGAACAUCAUGGACUCCAUGCUGCAGCUGUUCAGAGCCGAGCUGCUGCCCAAAGCCAUGGUCGAGGUGGAGGAUUUCCUGGAGCCAAACGGGAAAAUUUCUCUUCAGAGAGAGGAAACGCCAUCAAAUCGUGGUGAGUCUGCAGUGUUGAGUUUUGUGAACUGGCUGACGCUGAGCGGAACCGAGCCGUCAGGCCACAGAGGCCCUUCCACAGAAAACCAGGAAGCCAAGCAGGCUGCCAUCCUCUGCAUAAAGCAAUGUGACCCAGAAAAGUUGAUCACAGAGAGUAAAUUCCUACAGUUGGAGUCGCUGCAGGAGCUAAUGAAGGCUCUGAUAUCAGUCACCCCAGAUGAAGAGACCUAUGAUGAAGAGGAUGCUGCCUUCUGCCUGGAGAUGUUGCUGCGUAUUGUUUUGGAGAAUCGGGACCGUGUGUCCUGUGUGUGGCAGACAGUGCGUGACCACCUCUGCCACCUCUGCGUCCACGCCAACGAGAGCUGCUUCCUAGUGGAGAGGGCCGUGGUGGGACUCCUGCGACUAGCGAUCCGCCUGCUCAGACGAGAGGACAUUAGCUCUCAGGUUCUGCACUCCCUGCGUCUCCUGCUUAUGAUGAAACCUCAUGUGUUGUCCCGGGUCAGUAGGGAGGUGGCUUAUGGCCUUCAUGAGCUGCUGAAAACCAACGCAGCCAACAUCCACUGCACAGACGACUGGUACACGCUCUUCUCCCUGCUGGAGUGCAUCGGAGCUGGAGUGAAACCUCCGGCUUCCUUCCAGCUCUCCUCCGCCACUAAUGACAACGACACAGGUGCCCAGUCAGAUAGCGAACUGUCCUCUCAUCAUCCCAGUGAAGUGAGUUUAGACCGCGGCUACACGUCUGACUCUGAGAUUUACACCGAGCACAGCAAGACCAGGAUCUCUCGCUCCACCACUGAUGUGGAUGUAGCAAGCAGCGGAUGGCUCGUGGUUGGUAAAGAUGACCUGGACCCAAGUAAGACACCUCCUGUGUGCACUAAAGCCCAGCUAAAUCACCCACUGGUCAACCAGUACAGCCUGACGCUGGGUCAGGACCUGGGCCAGCACGACACCAAGUCUCUCAUCAAAUGUGUGGAAACGCUCUCCUUCAUCGUCCGCGAUGCUGCGCAUGUCACCCCGGACAAUUUUGAGCUGUGUGUCAGAGCUAUACGAGUAUUUGUGGAGGCCAGCCUCAAUGGAGGUUACCGCAAUCAUGACAAAAAGAAGAGCCACAAGUAUGACUCCAAGUCCCGGCUGAGGAAGAAGGCAGGCGGGAGGGAAAAGGAGGGUGCAGGCGGCACAAGGCGCGGUGGCAGCCGAGCAUCCAACCAGCGUCCAUCACGUUCCCACAGCGAUGAGGAGGAGGACGAGGGCGUCCCAGCCAGUUACCACACGGUGUCAUUACAGGUUAGUCAGGACCUUUUAGACCUGAUGCACACGCUGCACACACGGGCUGCCAGCAUCUACAGCUCCUGGGCCGAGGAACAGCGUCACCUGCAGGCCGCGGGCAGGAAAAUCGAGGCCGACUCCCAGACUCUGUGGACCAGCUGCUGGUGUCCCCUGCUGCAAGGUAUUGCUUGGCUGUGCUGCGAUGCCAGACGACAGGUCCGUAUGCAGGCCCUCACCUACCUCCAGAGGGCGCUGCUUGUUCAUGAUCUUCAGACACUCGAUGCCACUGAGUGGGAGUCCUGCUUCAAUAAGGUUCUAUUCCCCUUGUUGACUAAGCUGCUUGACAACAUAAGUCCAGCAGAUGUGGGCGGUAUGGAGGAGACCAGAAUGAGAGGCUGCACUCUCCUGUCGAAGGUUUUCCUCCAGCACCUGUCUCCUCUGCUGUCCCUGCCUACCUUUGCUGCCCUGUGGCUCACCAUCCUGGAUUUCAUGGACAGGUACAUGCACGCAGGCUCCAGCGACUUACUGCUGGAGGCGAUACCCGAGUCUCUGAAAAACAUGCUGCUGGUGAUGGACACUGCAGGAAUCUUUCACAGUGCUGACUCAAGGACGGGAUACUCAGACCUGUGGGAAAUCACCUGGGAACGCAUCAUCUGCUUCCUGCCUCACCUGAGGGAGGAGCUCUUCAAACAGACCGUCAUACCAGAUCCAGUACCCAGUCCUCCAGCAGAGACAGUGCAGCCUUCACCUCCAGCAGGUCGGCCUCCAUCCCCUCAGGUGUCUGUACCACCUGCCCAGCCGCCCUCCCCAGUCCCAGUGCCCCCUGCAGAGACACACCCCCCCAGCAGGCCAGCAUCACCCCAGGAGCCUCAGUCAACCAGUGUCACCGGAGCAGACCGAUCAUCUGCGGUCCCACCCUCCAUGCCAGUUCCGUUAACUACGUCCCCCACCCAGAGUCCCUCACCCUUAAGCCAGUCCCCCCUCAUCCUGCAGCCCCUUGCCUCUCCCUUGCAGGUGGGAGUCCCGCCCAUGUCCCUGCCGAUCAUCUUGAACCCCGCCCUCAUCGAGGCCACCUCUCCCGUACCGUUGCUGACCUCGCCCAGACCCAUGAGCCCUGCUGACGAGGCCCAGUAAGACAACCGGAGCACCCCCCCACUGAACAACUGGACCCCAGACUUCAACUCCAACUUCAGGAUCUGCUCGUCAGCAGCUUUUUGACAUGAUGAGAUAUAAAGUAUGUGAGAGGACCGAUGACAUGUGACACCUCAGUCUUACGACGUUUGAUUUGACGCGUUCCUUGUGUUGGCUGUGGGGUCAGAGCUACACUCCUGACCCUGCUGCUGCACCACACGCUCUUUGUGCCAUUUUUCUGUUUGCUACUUUGUUUUAAUUCCUGUGGAUAAAUGACUAAAUGUAGAAAGCGUGACAUCAUGCACAGAUAUUUUGGAUCAGAGAAUUCAUUGAAGGAAAAUAAUGCCAAUUAAAAUGAUUGCAGUAAAGUUGCAGUUCACUAAAA